UUCUCCACCCAACAGCAUCACGUGUUCGGGCAGAGCCACACUGCCGGCAGUGUUUUGACUGAACAGCAGGAGGAGAAACAGGAAGUACAGAAAAACACAGAUCAGACCAGUUCAUAAGCACACCGUACACAAAAGAACAGUCUCUCACUUGAAGCUGCAGACUAUGGAAGGAAGUACUACAACACAAGAUGAAAUUCAUCAUGAAGAGAAAGACAGAUCGGAAAGCAGUGAAGAAGGGCAGACAGAUCUUAAGGAAAGAGAGUUGAGACUGGUGCUGCUCGGCUCAGCGGGUGCUGGGAAAAGCAGUGCGGUCAAUGCCAUCCUGGGCGGCUUGACAUCCGAGUCCGACUCUUCAGGCCCCGAGACCUCAGCCACCGACUGUCAGAAGAGACGUGUGGCGCUGGCAGGACGACAGGUGGCUGUGGUGGACACACCUGACUGCCUGUGCAUCGAGCGUCCUGCUGAGGACGUCCGCCGCCAGUUUUCACUCUGUGCGGCUUUAUCGGCCCCGGGGCCCCACGCUUUCUUGCUCUGUGUUCCUGUCCACCGGCCCAGCAACCUAGAGCUCCAGAUUUUGGAGACCAUCGAGAAGGUAUUUGGCCCUGAAUCUGUCAGUAAACAUGCAAUGGUGCUCUUCACUCGCAUGGACCGACUGCCUGAGGAUGUUUCUCUGGACGAGUAUCUCAAUACAGAACGGCCCGACUUAUUAGAGCUCGUGCAAAAGUGCGGGGAUCGGCAUCACCCGCUGCGGCCGGGAUCCGACGUGGAGGAGCUGUUCAUAAAAGUGGAGGAGAUGGUGAAAGAAACAGGGACACAAUUCUACACCUGCGCUCUGUUGCAGGAGGCAGAGAGGAGAGUGAAAGAGAAGGAGGAGGAGAUCUUGAGAAGCAGAAGAGAAGAAGGAGAGGAUGAUUUGAAGGGAAUAAGGGCCGAAGCAGAGAAAAGUGUGGAUGAUUUGGUGGUUGAGGGGAUUGCAGAGCUCUGCGUCUCCACGCCUGACACCUCGUUCUUACGCUGGUUGUGGGACAGUGUGGUCGGGUGGCUCCUGUGGCUCCCGAAUAUGGUGAGGGGCAGUGCUUUACUGGGGUCGAUCGUGGGGUUGUUCGUCGGGGGGCCCUUAGGAGGGGCCAUGGGAGCAACGGUGGGCUCUGUGGCGACGGAGGUGGGUAGACGGAAACAAAAAACCAAAUGAGCACUUGAAAAUUUGGUAACUGUUUAUUGUAAUUUUCAUUAGGUCAAUAAGAAACAUCAAAAAGCAGAUCAGUUGUUCAUGAACAUUCAAUUACGAAUAUAUAGUCAGCUACAAAAGUCACUACAAACGUUAAUGCAGUGCUAUUCCACUUAAUACAUGCUUUAUCCCCCUCAUUACUAACUGUAUUAUCAACUUUAUAAUUAGAUUUGAACUGAACAAUUAACAUUAAUUUCAGAGUCUUAGAUUUUGGGGUAUCCAACUUUUUAUUUAAUGACAAAAGCACUUUACACAACUUUGUGUAAAACUGAUGAUCAGGUCCAUGUUUGCUUAUUUAAUUUCUGAUCCAGAAAUAGUGCAAAAUACUAAAAUAUUUCUUAUUAAUUUUACCUUAUGACUUUUUAUUUUAUUUUAAAUGAAUACAUUCCGUUUAUACCUUUUUAAAUUAGAUGUAGAAUUUAGAUUUUCAGUUUAUUUGUAUGAUUUUUAAUCAUACAAACGAAGUUGAAUAUAUAUAUAUAUAUAGAUAGAUAGAUAGAUAGAUAGAUAGAUAUAAUUCCAACUAUUUGAAUGUAUAUUAACCAAUGAUCUGUUAAGCAUUAUAUAUGCAGUAAUAUUUGAUGAUGUUAUUCAUGAAAAAUAUUAUAAAGUGUUACCAAACAUUCAAGUGCUUAAAGAAUCUUUAUAAGCUUAACACCAAAAGCAAGUAUUACAGAGUCAAUUUCUAAUGGUGAGCAGAAGACAAGGAUUAAGAAGAGAUUCAUUUCUUAGACUUUUUGUGCACACCGUUAGUUUUGCACUUAAGCUUUUUUGCCUUAAACACUAGAUGUUAUAUGAUUAUGUGUUUUGAGUUUAAAAAAGCAACUAUUCAUAAGCACUGUAGAGCAAUGGAGUGAAGAUCACGGCCUUAACACUGUCACCAAAUAGCUUUAUUUCACACAUGCAGAAGUAAAAAUCACAGUAUCAGUACUAAGCCUAAAGCGCUUUCUUUGAAGUGAGCAUUGAACUCUAAGCGCACUAUAAACUCUGGAUUUGUUUACAGGCCAUAAACAUCUCCGGAUCUUGGUGCUUAACAAUGAUUUUAUUACAUCACUGUAGCACUAAACAGCUGCAAUGGAACAAAUGCAUGCUACACAUUUUUAGACUGAUUACAUGAAGAUAAAUUUAAUAACGCUCCUCAUGUAAGUGAUUUUCAUGUGCAAUUUUGCCAGUUAAUUGGUUUGCUCAAAUGUUUCUGCAGCUGUUCUGGAGUAUGCAAAUAAAGCAGCAUAAUGAAAACAA
This is a messenger RNA of Cyprinus carpio (common carp), 2470 nucleotides long. Its product is annotated as GTPase IMAP family member 4-like. The record is from RefSeq and is a predicted model, not a curated record. Lineage: Eukaryota; Metazoa; Chordata; Actinopteri; Cypriniformes; Cyprinidae. Gene Ontology annotation, molecular function: GTP binding.